AUGGCUGGUAAGGAGGUACAGGAGUAUGUGGAGUGUACUAUGGGAUCACAGAGGAUCACUCGGGUGGCCACACCUUCUACAGGUGCACGUAAACGACACAUGUCAGCACCAGGGUCAGGUGAAUUGUCAGCUAAGAAGUUAAAAAGCCUAAAUCUUGAGCCUUUGCAAUCUCUUGACUUUGAAAGUGAUCGUAGAACUGUGAGUGCCAAGCGUAAGGUGAACCGCAGAUUGUAUUCCAAGGAGUCCAACAGCAGUGAGGAUAGUGAUGAUGAUGACAGUCAGUUUGUGGUAACUAGUGCAGAAGUACAUGUGAACGCUAGUACAAGUGUGGAACAACUGAUAAGUAAGCUUUCUAUUGACAUGCAUAAGAUGUAUGAGAACUUACAUAGUAGAAUUGAGGCAUUAGAAUCAGGUCUUGAGGAUAAAAUUGUGCACAGGAUAUCCAAUGUGUUUGACAAACGUUUUAGAACUGAAGUGAAUAAGUUGGAGAAGAAAGUUGAUGAUAAGAUUGAUGCAAAAUUUGACACAUUUAAGGAAGAAAUUAAAGGUGAAAUAAAGGCUGAGGUGAAUUCAGAACUUGGCAAGUUGAAUAAUAAAAUUGAACAGUUUUCACAACAAACAGGAAGUGAAGUGUCGAGAGAUUUUGAUCGUAGUGUGGCAAUACUAAACCUCCCAGAGUCUAGAGGUGAGAACAUUGAAACCAAAGUGAAUGCUUUAGUCCGUGAAGGCUUGAAAAUUCGUGACAUUAGAAUUUCAAGUGUGUCUCGAAAACGAGCAGCCAAUAAAGACAGUGACGGAGUGGUGAUUGUGAAGUUUUCUUCUAGGGAAGAUAAGCAGAAAGUUAUGUCUGCCAAGAAAUCUCUGAGAGACAGUAGACAGUAUGCACAAGUUUACAUAAACCAUGAUCAGCCUAAAAGCGAACGUGUCUUUGCAAACAAUUUUAGAAAAAUUCUUUCUGCAAUGAGGACUGGGGAUUCCAACCUUGAAAUGCGUGGUACGCAUGUCGUGAACCGGAGGGACUCAUCUGGUAGGCGUGACAAUGAUAACGGUCGAGAUAAUCGAGAUCGUCGUGGUGAUAGCCGUGGUAACCACGGUGAUGAUAACAGCAGGAGAAAUGACUACCGUGAUCGUGAUUCUGAGUGGAGUUCUGCGGGUAGACAUCGUAAUUCCCGUGGCUCGGGUCGUGGAGGACCUGGUCGUGGGUACAAUUCCCGUAGAUAG
Molecule: messenger RNA, 1221 nt
Organism: Mercenaria mercenaria
Lineage: Eukaryota; Metazoa; Mollusca; Bivalvia; Venerida; Veneridae
Exons: 1
Coding region: 1-1221 (406 amino acids)
Source: RefSeq, a predicted model, not a curated record